Diospyros lotus (date-plum) is the source of this 1389-nucleotide messenger RNA. RefSeq names its product pre-mRNA-splicing factor SPF27 homolog. The transcript is spliced from 7 exons. Gene Ontology annotation, biological process: mRNA processing. Gene Ontology annotation, cellular component: Prp19 complex; catalytic step 2 spliceosome; precatalytic spliceosome. The coding region runs from base 82 to 861 and encodes 259 amino acids. Lineage: Eukaryota; Viridiplantae; Streptophyta; Magnoliopsida; Ericales; Ebenaceae. The record is from RefSeq and is a predicted model, not a curated record.
CUAGUCUCCAGCCCAAAAUUACUUCACAUCCAAACGCUGCGCGGUACAGAGAGAGGGAGAGGGAGGUAGCAGCGAGCAACAAUGGCGAUGCCUAGUAGCGCCAGUAGCGUGGAGAUUUUGAUGCUGGAAGCUCCACCGUCCAACCAAGCCUCUUCGCUGUCGAGUUGGUCCACCGGGGCUGAAAUCAUCGACUCGUUGCCCUACAUCGACGACGACUACGCCGACCCCAAGAUGAAGGCGGAGGUUGACCGAUUGGUCGAGGAUGAAAUGCGUCGUAGCUCUAAGAAACCCGCGGAUUUCCUGAAGGACCUCCCUCCUCUUCCCAAAUUGGAUUUCCAGAAUCAUCCAAUGCUUGCCAGAGAAUAUGAACGGAUCAGAGCUGGGAAGCCUCCAGUGCCACUUGAUAUGUCACGAUAUGGUCUUGAAACACCUUCUGUGAACAAACGGAAUGAUGAAACUGCUUGGAAGCAGGCACUGCAGAAAGCUCAACGUCUGCUACAGCAUCAAGUCAUCAGGAUAGAAAAUCUGGACUUAAUGUCAAGACAUGGUGCUGACAUCUCGAAAUUAUACAACCAACGAUUGGAGGCAUUCUUAUCCAGAAUGCAAGCACAAGCUUUGGAACUUAAUGAAAAGAUAGAAGUUGUUAAUCGUGAAAGGAAAUAUCAUCAGCAAAACACUGCAUAUGAGCUUAAUGCUUUAUCCACACAAUGGAAGGAGCUCUGUGAGAAAAAUAUACAAAUCCAAGAGGCCUGUGCUAAAAUUGAAAAUGAUAUCGAGGAAAUGAAAAAAGAAGCUGCAGAGAGGGGAUGGAACUUGGAUGCUUCUAUAGUGAACGGGUUCUUGACGCACCAACUACAGUAAUAAGGUUACAGAGACGAUUCCUUGUGAAGGGAGCUAUGCCAUGGUGAAGAAACUUCUUGAUGAUGAUGGAUACACAGCACAGCACAGCACAGGUCACAUUCCAAUUCCUCCAUUCUGCAGCUCUCUCCCAGUUUUGAAUGGACGAUCGCUGUACUGGAAAACAAUUCUAUAUCUCAUAUUCUUCUGAGUAGGGAUUAAACUUAUCCAAAGCAUGUGCUAAUUCUACCUACAGAGUUGGUUCAGUCAAAUCACUUGGGUAAAUUAACAUUCACUAUUACGGACCCCUUAAAUAGUAGCAUACCAAGUUUAUAAUUUUAUCCCUGCUUGUGAGAGUCGGUUAAAUAGGAAGGGGAAUGAGAGUGAGAUCGGUUUGGGUUUGGAUCAAUGCCCUUGUUCUUGCAUCCUAUUCUUCUUCCUCAUCCUUGUCCACGUAAUCUGACCUUGUAUUUGUUCUUUACUUGAAGUGAUGUUUAUAGGAUUAAUAAUACUUUUUCUUAAGCUUUAAUAGUAAUUCUAUUAAUUUAUUUA